GUACCCGGUAAGGAUCGGUCAAUGCUUGUUCCGAAUUGUUUUUUCAGGAUGGGAUUCUCCGCCGUGCUUUUGUCUGACCGCCAUCGUGACUACCGCCGUGCUAAGUACAGGCUUGAACACCUUGUGAGGACGCAUAAGGGAGCUGAUGACCGGAGUUUCAGGUCAAUCUACCAAGAGGAAGGGUCUAAAAGUCAGCAAAAAUCUAAUGGAAAUCGGAGGAGACGCCCUCAAAACCAACAUCACAACACUGAGCCCACUCGUCCUCCCAAUCUCCGAACAACUCUUCUUCUUCGCCACCUUAAUCCGCCGCCAUUUCUCCGGCGGUAACAAAAGCAACAAAUCCAAAACCUCAUCAUCGCCAUCCUCAAAGCCAUACAUCCCCGAGUACAAGCUGGCGUUCGAACACUUCUGCGUGCACGCGGCGAGCAGGGCCGUGCUGGACGAGCUGCAAAAGAACCUGGAGCUCAGCGAAGACAACAUGGAAGCCUCGAGGAUGACGCUGCACCGCUUCGGCAACACGUCGAGCAGCAGCAUAUGGUACGAAUUGGGGUAUUUGGAGGCUAAGGAGAGGGUCAAAAGUGGCGACAGGAUUUGGCAGAUCGCGUUCGGUUCUGGGUUUAAAUGCAACAACGCGGUAUGGCGUUCGAUGCGCCGUGUGAGGAGGCCGUCCGGUGAGAAUCCAUGGCUUGAUUGCAUUGAUAGAUACCCUGUGAGAGCUUGAAAUUUGGUUUAAUGGAUGCUCUUCGUCUUGCUGGA
Hibiscus syriacus is the source of this 756-nucleotide messenger RNA. RefSeq names its product 3-ketoacyl-CoA synthase 10-like. Gene Ontology annotation, biological process: fatty acid biosynthetic process. Gene Ontology annotation, cellular component: membrane. NCBI's taxonomy places the organism in Eukaryota, Viridiplantae, Streptophyta, Magnoliopsida, Malvales, Malvaceae. The transcript is spliced from 2 exons. Bases 146 to 721 code for a protein of 191 amino acids. Gene Ontology annotation, molecular function: acyltransferase activity, transferring groups other than amino-acyl groups. The record is from RefSeq and is a predicted model, not a curated record.